AUGACAAGCGAGGGAGUGCACCACAAGACAGAGAAGAGGGACGACGUGGAGGCUCAAGUACAGGAGGGAAAAAAGCUCGAGCAAGACGACACAGGCAGUGAUGUCUAUGCCAUCCUGGGAGAACCGGAAAAAGAAAAAAAAACACUCAAGGGAAAAAUCAUCGAAUUAGAGAACACAAUAAACACAAAAAUCGUGGAACUUCAGAACGAGGUAAAUGGGUUGAAGCAGAAUCAACAGACACAGGACUUAGACUUUUCGGACAUCUUAAAAGAAUUCAAAGAUGAGAUAACUCAUAAGAUUAAUCAGGUGACCGAGGUAAUCGAAAAGAAAGUGGAAGAACAGAAUUUGAAACAUGGCAAGCUAUUUAACAUCCUCGUGUCGCUGAGGAAUGAAAAUUCUACCAUUAACAAGUCGCUUUCUUUGCUCAACGAUAAGAUUCAUAUGAUUGAGGGGGAGAUUGGCGAGUGA
Messenger RNA from Plasmodium inui San Antonio 1, 468 nucleotides. RefSeq lists its product as hypothetical. The coding region runs from base 1 to 468 and encodes 155 amino acids. NCBI's taxonomy places the organism in Eukaryota, Apicomplexa, Aconoidasida, Haemosporida, Plasmodiidae. The record is from RefSeq and is a predicted model, not a curated record. The transcript has a single exon.